CCCUCUUGAAAGGCAGGUAGGGUUACCAUAGAGAAACUAAUCAAAAAUACGCUUGCUGUCUUGUUUGAAAAUGACAGUGAGUGUCUUUGAAAUGUUUGAAAACAUUUUAGGUAACCAAAUAAUAGUAAGGGUCUAGAUAAAACGACCACGUUAAAUUAAAUGUAUUUAGUAGCCUACAAACAUGGAAACUUUAAUCUUGUUUGAGGCGUUAGACUACAGUAAACUACCCAACUGGGUUUAACGCUAGUUGUUGACCGAUUGUUUCAGUCGUGGGCUAGGAGGCUACAAUGCCCUCACUGUACGGAUCCAUGAUGGACUUGGGUUUGGAUUAUGUACAAAUUAAAACACACUACUGUGGGGACAUGCUAAUCACAGACCUGGCAACCACGGUAACCUACGUGGGGCUGUGCGAGGAGGUGAGGAGCAUGUGCUGCGUGGCGCAGCAGCAGCCAAUAACACUCAAGUGGAUCGAUGAGGAAGGGGAUCCGUGCACCAUCUCCUCUCAGAUGGAGCUGGAGGAAGCCUUCCGUAUCUAUAGCCGCAACAGGAAGUCAGGACUCCUGCUGCACGUUUUACCCAGUAUCCCUGAGAAGCCUGGUAUGCCUUGUCCUGGAGAAGACAAAUCGAUCUACCGCCGUGGGGCCAGAAGAUGGAGGAAGCUCUACCGAGUCAACGGACACCUCUUCCAGGCCAAGCGCUUUAACAGGAAAGCAUACUGUGGCCACUGCAGUGAAAGGAUAUGGGGGCUGGGGAGGCAGGGCUACAAGUGUAUCAACUGCAAAUUGCUGGUCCAUAAGCGCUGUCACAAACUCGUCCCUCUGACCUGCCAAAGGCUUAUGGAUCCAGUCAUGCCAUCACAGGAGCCCCCUUUAAAUGAGAAGAGUGAAGAGGUGGACCUCCCACCUGAAGACACUGAGGACGCAGAUGGAAUACCAUUUCUACCACACAAUCGCAAGGUGGACAAAACAGAGGAUGACUCAGAGGACAUCAAGGCAGUGGUGGACGGGAUUGAUGGCAUCAAGAUCUCCCAGGGGCUGGGCCUGGGCGACUUUGACCUGAUCCGGGUGAUUGGGCGCGGCAGCUACGCUAAGGUGCUGCUGGUGCGGCUGAAGAAGAACGAGCAGAUCUACGCCAUGAAGGUGGUGAAGAAGGAGCUUGUGCAUGACGACGAGGAUAUCGACUGGGUGCAGACGGAGAAACAUGUCUUUGAGCAGGCGUCGACCAAUCCGUUUUUAGUAGGCCUUCACUCCUGUUUCCAGACAGAAAGUCGGUUAUUUCUGGUGAUUGAGUAUGUGAACGGAGGGGACCUGAUGUUUCAUAUGCAACGACAACGGAAGCUUCCAGAGGAACACGCACGAUUCUAUGCUGCUGAAAUUUGUAUCGCGCUCAAUUUCCUGCAUGAAAAGGGCAUCAUCUACCGGGAUUUGAAACUGGAUAACGUGCUGUUGGACCACGAUGGACACAUUAAACUCACAGACUAUGGGAUGUGCAAGGAGGGGAUAAGACCAGGGGACACCACCAGUACGUUCUGUGGGACCCCUAACUACAUUGCCCCUGAGAUCCUCAGAGGGGAAGACUAUGGCUUCAGUGUGGAUUGGUGGGCACUGGGCGUGCUCAUGUUUGAGAUGAUGGCCGGAAGGUCCCCAUUUGACAUCAUCACAGACAAUCCUGACAUGAACACAGAGGAGUACCUGUUCCAAGUUAUUCUCGAAAAGCCCAUUCGUAUCCCAAGGUCUUUGUCAGUGAAGGCUGCCAGCGUGCUGAAGGGCUUUCUAAACAAGGACCCCAAAGAGAGGUUGGGUUGCCAGGUUCAAACUGGUUUUACCGACAUCAAGGCUCACACGUUUUUCCGCAGCAUAGACUGGGACCAGCUGGAGAAGAAGGAAGUGACCCCUCCCUUCAAGCCUCAGAUAACUGACGACUACGGCCUCGAAAACUUUGACACCCAGUUCACCAACGAGCCAGUGCAGCUAACACCAGACGACGAGGACGUCAUCAAAAGAAUAGACCAGUCGGAGUUUGAGGGAUUUGAGUACAUCAACCCAUUGCUGCUAUCCAUGGAAGAGUCUGUAUGAAGGAGAGACACGCCCACUCCUUCACCUACCUACUGUACGUCUGUCCAACCCGCUGUCUCAGCCAAAAUCAACUAGAGACUCGCCUAGCAGAGGACUGUGUGAUGGAGGGAGGAAAAGGGAGGACAAACUUCCAGAUCUGUGAACACAAGUGCAAGACUCUUUUCUUUGUUCGUGGAUCCCAUAAUGCAUUGCAUCAUUUUCAUUGCAAUGUUCCAUGUUUGGAGGCAUCAACAGUACGACACUGGAACACAGAACAGUCCACACAAACUGUUGUUGACUGUCCUCCUGUUUCUGUCUUUUUUCCGGAAUCCCCCUUACCCGGAAUCUGUUGUCAAUGUGUCUCAGCACGACUGGCUGUGUAAUUUGAACAGAAAGCUACUCUUCAUUCUGUGCCUGCCAUCGUAAAAGGAUUUUAACCCUUCGCAUCCCUGGAUGAAUAUGACAGUUCUUCUUUAGAACUUGAAGUAUAUGUGCACUUUUUUUGUUAAUUACUUCUUUUUUUUUAUCUUGUAGGAGGCCCUGUCUCAAACAAAACCAGAAUGUACAAUGACGAAGGAAAAAAUGCUAAGUUAUUAUGUAUUAUAAUGUAGGUAGAGAGUCUAAUUUGACGAUGCCUUUUUAUCGAUGCAGAGUGGCAUUUUCAUUCAUGACCAUGGAAUUAGAUUUUUUUUCUAUUCACAGCAUUUUCAUGAACUACAGGACAAUAUCUAUCUGGGAGUCAAAACUUUUUAUUUAAGAAGUGCCUCAAAGAUCUGCUAUUCAUCAUGUUCCUGAUUGCACUUACCUCUUGUUCAAAUACCCUUGACCUGCCCAGUUAAAGAGUAAGUCCGUAGACAACCAUGGGAAGUCAUACAGACCACAGUAGUCCAAAGGUUAAAAAUGGAAUGAAUGAAUUCACUUUAGGAGCACAGUAGCCAGACACAUUUUUGAUUCAAACAUGGUUGAAUUUUAUCUUCUCAAUCCAAAUACAGUAUUUGUAGAGCUACAAUAUACUAUAUUUAAUGGGUUUUAAUUUAUUGGUUGACAUACACUGCUGCACAAAUUACCAACCAUGUUUGAUAUCUGUUGCAAGCUGGUGAAUUUAGACUUUGAAUGCACAGUGAUACACUGAUUACAAAUGCUAGUGAAUGGAAAUGGAGCUCUCAGAACUGACAUCCUGGUGGUCAGCCUAGAAGGUUUUAACAUCCACCAAGAGCCUUGCCAAAAGCCGAAUGAACAUGUCUAACACUGAUACACACACCGUGCGUAAAUGAGAAAUGUGCUAGUCAAGUCUUGAAGUGCACAAAGUAAAGAUCAUUGCCCAUGUAGAAUCUUGGGAAUGGUAGUAUCAUGAGAAACACAUCUAAUUAAAUCAUCCAUGAAGCACAAUGUACAGACAUAAAUGAAUUAUUCAACAUUAGUACAUUGAUAAACCUUGUCCUCUCAAUAAGAACAAUUUGCUUCUGAUUAAUUCCAUCAUAAAAAAUGAGCUUUUUAAUUAUACAUUUUUGAUUUGUUCUUAGAAAAAAAUCCCACUUGAAUGUGAAUUAUUUGAUGAAAUCUGAUCCGUAUUAAAUUGAUAACAGGGUAAUAGGAUUAAUGAGUAAGUCCCCGUCAAAGGGUCUCAAUUAGCUGCAAGGCCAAUAUGGAUGAGGAAGAAGCAAUGAUGAAUGGGGAAGAUAGAAAGACUGAAGAGAUAGCGUUAGCGUUGUAGUCUCUGAUUAGUUGCCUCCACAAGAGGAAUACACACAUUCAACAUGGUUCACAGGGACAGAAUAUCAUUGAGCUCCCUUUUUUUCAAAGCCAUUUCACUCUACUUGUUUCAUAUGUCACAGUGUCUAUUUUAUUCAUACGGCUUGUUUUAUUUGAUAUCUCUAGAAAAACAUACACUUAUUUCCUUGUGGGACCAACAGAAGAACUGGGAGUCGUUGAAAUGAUAUCUAACAAUACAGCAAUGGUUACAAAAAAAUCUGUAAAAAAAAGCUUAAAAAAAAAUGCAAAUCUGUAAGAAAAAAAGAAUGGGGAAACAACUCUAUUCAGUCCAUAAUUUUUGUGUUCUAAUAUAUUUGCUGGUUGGAUGUGCUUAAUUCUGCUUUAACGCAUCUCUGUAAAUAUCUGUAAUUAUUAAAAAUGAAACAGGUUUUCUGUGA
This is a messenger RNA of Osmerus eperlanus (European smelt), 4204 nucleotides long. It is a transcript of the gene prkcz, whose product is annotated as protein kinase C, zeta. NCBI's taxonomy places the organism in Eukaryota, Metazoa, Chordata, Actinopteri, Osmeriformes, Osmeridae. Bases 288 to 2075 code for a protein of 595 amino acids. Gene Ontology annotation, cellular component: cytoplasm; nucleus. The transcript is spliced from 18 exons. The record is from RefSeq and is a predicted model, not a curated record. Gene Ontology annotation, molecular function: protein serine/threonine kinase activity; ATP binding; protein binding. Gene Ontology annotation, biological process: protein phosphorylation.